Messenger RNA from Baudoinia panamericana UAMH 10762, 1675 nucleotides. RefSeq lists its product as uncharacterized. The transcript has a single exon. The record is from RefSeq and is a predicted model, not a curated record. The coding region runs from base 98 to 1453 and encodes 451 amino acids. Lineage: Eukaryota; Fungi; Ascomycota; Dothideomycetes; Mycosphaerellales; Teratosphaeriaceae.
AUAAUUUGCCACUGGAAGGAGCGCACUCACAAUUCGAAAAUAUUACGAAAUUCAACUGCAAUACCCACCAGCACUUCUAUCAGCUUAUGGUGUUGGCAUGGAUAACACAUCUCGGGCCAGUCCCGUUCUGUCGAAGCGUUUCUCUCUUUCCGCAAUUGCAGCGCAGGCCUUGACAACAGACAAGACAACGAUGUUCGUCACCUACACCGCCGAGCUACGCAGCGAUCGGGACGUAUACAUGUUUGGGAUCGAUCGAUGCUAUACGACAGCCGUUCGGGCGAACCAGCGCGUGGAGGUGCUGGCGCACUGCAACCCGAACUUCCGGUCCGUGGAGACGAGAUUAAAUAUAAUCGAUAGUGACACUGGAUGCAUGACAUCGACGUGGGGUCGAUAUGGAUCGCAGAUUCGCUUCAUUGCACAGGCAAAGAAGGUUGAUAUGGCCGGACAUGUGCUGACGAACAAGUCCGGUGCUAUGUGGGAGGCUGACGGCAGUAAAGAGAAGAGGGACGUUGGCUUGUUUCUCGCUGAGACGCAGCUUGAUCUCGCGGACCAUGUCUGGGUUGUGGCGAUACACAAGCCAGCUGCCUUGCAUAGUCAAAACUUAAUGCUUGCUCGACGACUCUCCCAGGGUGCCGCGAGUGGUAGUGCUGGCUUAUCCUCCACCUCAGGCAAACCACGCCGCCCAUCUGUCGUGGUCAAGAACCGUCUAAGUCGUAUAACCGAGACUGGGAAUAGUGGCGAGCCCGACGUGGAAACAAACUGCGAUUUCGGCUGGAGCAUCGACAGUGUUCAUAGCGCCAGCGACAAAGCAAUUGCGCGCGCCAAGCGUGUGUGGAAUGAGCGCUUCAAGAUCAAAGGGCGCUGCAGGAAGUUCAGAGAGCAUUAUGGCUUUGCUCGUUAUUCUCUCAAACCAGCUCUCAUCACGGGCACUGACGCCCAGGACUUCGAAACCACGUGUCAAGUCCGCAUUGAGCGUGUAAGAGUCGUGCCGUACGAGGCAGAAUUAAAGGAGCUUUCCAUUCUGCGAUCUAAACCAUUAGAGACUUCUGGAAGACUCUUCGUACCACCCAUCCGCAACGUCAAUGGAGAGAUCAUCAGCACGGCAGCUGGCAGACGCACGUCGCUUUUGCGUGAGCUCUACAACAUCGCAGACGAAGCGUUGGGCGACAAAGUCGAGGACGACAAACUUCCACUUGCGCUCAAGAUACGUCAAGAUCGCCUUUCGCGGUGGGCCUCUUUGUCCGAUUCCCGCUAUCGGAAGCAUGACGAAGACCAAGAUAAGGCGGCCGACGCCUACCAUUCCUACGUGCAUCAUGCCGCACCGGCAAAGCCGAACGAAGCAAAGCUGAUCACGAGGGUGCCUUCUCACGCGUUCAUGAGAGCUCGGGCUUGCAUGGCGGUCGCUGUGCGAGACGAUUCGAAGCAGCAUAUUAGCAGCAAUCCUGCCGCUUAAGCUUGGGCCGACUUCGAAACACUCGUAAGCGCUGGUAGAGCAAGCUCUAGGAUUGUUCAGCGUCGCGUCGUGUAUAAGUAGUACCACCCACAGAUGCUGACGCUUGGGUCGGCGAUACAUGAUCUUGGCUGCUGUGCUUUGUAAAUGGGGCCAGCUGGCAAUAGAUUGCAAAGCGGGCCUCCAUGCUUUGCCUGGUCAGGUCAACAGGCAGGCAGACUUGAG